ACAACGGCGGUCGGGCGUGGUGCUGGCCAACCCCCUCGCGUGCCGUGCCUGCUGUCACGUGCUUUUCGCGAACAGCUUUUGCCUCGACGGUCUGUUGAGGCCGUACGGGGGGUCUUUGUCUUUGUAUAUAGCGGGAACGCGCUGGUGCAGCGGUUAACACACCGCACUGCUCACCCGGCGACGUGAGCUCGAUACCUGGCCACGGCCAACAUCCGGGGCAAGUGAUACCUGAACCAGUUCAGCGCCGCCCCUAGGGCCACUCGGCCUUCAAUGAGUGCAUAAUGCCGUGUGUUUAACGUCGACACGGGGGGGAGACAAAGGCGGCCCGGUGUGUUGCCGAUGACACCCAAGCCCCUCCACGGGCAGCCCUGGCUGGCCCCCUCUUCUCUCUGCUUCCCCUUCAAGCCCCGUGCCGUCAGACCAACCUUAACCCUUUCCCGUUCCGAUGACGCACGUGUGUAUGUCAUAAGUUUUUCUUCCGACUCCUUUCCCGGUGACAUGCGCGUACGUCGUCGGGACUGAAUCGGAAGAAAAAACUCAGAUAAAAUCACUUGACCGGUACCGAGGCUCCCACAGUGCCAUGCGGGAGGGCGCGUGGCACAGUUUGGCGCCAGCUAUCGUAGAGUGCGGUCGUGUCGCUACAGUUCUCUGCGGUGAGUACAAUGUCUUUUAGACAGCGGUGCUGCACCUCUCGAAAUAAAAUUAACGCUGAACCGCUUUGCAUGUUACGAGAUUCAGCGGUGAACGGUACCCCCACCCUGCAACUUGCAGACAUCUCCAAACGGGAAAGGGUUAAUUGCUUCUCUUUUCAUCCUUCCCCUGCUCGGUCCCUCCCAUUCUCUCUCGGCUCAUCACUUCGUGUUUCUGCGCUGCUCUGAGACGUCUGCUACGCUGUGGGAGCAUUGUAAAUGGUUCUGAAAGAUAUCCCACAAUGCAACAUGCCUCAUGCCUGGCAGUACAGGAAGUGAUGUCACAGCAGGGCAUGGCUCAUUCGUCCAAUCAAGAGCGACCAGAGGACGCAACGCGAAUGGAGGAGUCGGCGAGUGACGCGCCUUUGAUGUUGGGCAGGAGCGAGGACUCUGCCAAGCCUUUGGACCCAAAAGCUCAGAUGGACGCAGACAAGAACUCAAUUUACAGCCACCCUCUCUUCCCGCUGCUGCGGCUCAUGAUGCUGCGCUGCGAGGAAGCCACGCAGGGGGCCGAGGGCAUCACGUCGGCCGGCCUCUCCGCCGAAAUCCAGGCCAUGCUGGGCACGCAGAGCGAGCUCUUCAGUGGCAACGGAGACACGGACAGCCUGAUGCUCAAGGCCGUGCAGGUGCUCCGCAUCCACCUGCUGGAGCUGGAGAAGGUGCGUGAGCUGUGCCAGGAUUUCUGCGAGCGGUACAUCGCCUGCCUGCGCGGCAAGCUCAGCUCCGACAACCUCCUGCGGGGCGACGCGGGGCCCGCCAGCUCGCAGCUGGAGCAGGCCUUCUACGCCCUGCACUCGCCUGGCAACGACGUGCGUCAGGACCGGGCCCAGCCGGUCAACGUUCUGGCCAACCUCGCCAGCUCCACCGAAUGCCGCCUAGGUCCUCCGCACCGCCAGGGAGUUGUGGGAGCCGCGAUGCAUCAUGGGAAUGCGAAGAUGAGUCCAGCGCAAGCGGCGAUGGCAGGAGGAGACGGGGGCUUCGCAUCCUCGCUGGUGCUCACCCUGCAGAGCCCCGCCACCCCGGCCGGCGGAGGAGCGAAUCGACGGCAACACUCCACGGGGGGCUCCCGUUCCUGCUUCCAGCCGCUGUCGCUGGGCCCCCAGUGCGGCAUGACGGGCGAUCGCACGCGGUCCCCGCAGGAGAGGCUCGAGGCGUUCAACCACCUCGGCCACCUCCCCUCGCCCACGGCUCACCAGGCGGAGUGCGAUCUCUCGGAGAGCGACGACCGCAAGAUGAAGAGCAAGCGCGGAGUGCUGCCCAAGCACGCCACGGGCAUCAUGCGCUCCUGGCUCUUCCAGCACAUUGUGCACCCAUACCCCACAGAGGACGAGAAGAGGCAGAUUGCCGCCCAGACGAAUCUCACCCUCCUCCAGGUCAACAACUGGUUCAUCAACGCUCGCCGGCGGAUCCUGCAGCCGAUGCUCGAUGCUGGCAACACAAGCGGUGGCAAUCCGGCUGGGAAUUCCGUCGGGAAUGCCACCGGAAAUCCGGAGGGAGGUCCCGCCGGGUGCGGGAGAGGGAGGAGAGGCAAAGCGGCACCCAGAGCCCUGCUCAGGUUCUGGCCGGAGCAACUGGCGUCGACGGGAGCGACGGGAGAAGCGGAGGCCAGGAGACUCCUUCAGCGGUCGGGAUCGAACGCUGACGGUGGCGACGGGCACGCCACGGAGGGCGACCCGAGCGAGCCCCCCUUCCCACGCCCGGGUUCCAGCGUCGGCUACGGCGCCGAAGACUCCCAGGACGGCACCGACGACGACGACGACGAGGAGGAGGAGGGCAGCAGCGGCACCGCUCACGACCUCACGCUCGCCGGCUGUCCGUCCCCCGAUUAGCGCCCUCUGCCUGUGCCCUCCACCACCCAACUCCUCCCACUCCCCCCAUUGCUGCAACGAGUCAAGUUAGUACUCACGGAAGUGGCGGCGGCGGG
Messenger RNA from Petromyzon marinus (sea lamprey), 2613 nucleotides. Its product is annotated as homeobox protein PKNOX2-like. Lineage: Eukaryota; Metazoa; Chordata; Hyperoartia; Petromyzontiformes; Petromyzontidae. The record is from RefSeq and is a predicted model, not a curated record. Gene Ontology annotation, biological process: regulation of DNA-templated transcription. Gene Ontology annotation, molecular function: DNA binding.